Messenger RNA from Naegleria lovaniensis, 882 nucleotides. RefSeq lists its product as uncharacterized. Bases 1 to 882 code for a protein of 293 amino acids. NCBI's taxonomy places the organism in Eukaryota, Heterolobosea, Eutetramitea, Acrasida, Naegleriidae. The record is from RefSeq and is a predicted model, not a curated record. Gene Ontology annotation, molecular function: protein binding. The transcript has a single exon.
AUGACCAAUAUUGAAUUAGUUAACGCUCCUUUAUCCCAGCCCUUUGAUGUAAAAAUUUCGUACAAUCACGAGUACAUAAUUUGCACUGAUUGCGGAGAUCCCGGCAGAAUACUAUUUUUCGACCUGAACUCUAAGCAAUUCCAGUUUUCAAUACCCACCCCAUCUUAUGGUCCCAUGUUUUUAUGUAUUGAAGAAGGCUAUAGAAACGCAUUUUCAGAUGCUUUGUUCUUUGACUGCAAAGGAGAUAAAAGUCUCCACAAGUAUGAUUUACAAAGUUUUGUGUUCAAUAAGCAACGUGAUCAAGAGUAUAGCGACUGUGAUGAAGAGUCACCACUCCAAGGGAAAAUUUGGACUUCUGUUUGUGUUCAAGGAGCUACUGGAAUAUCAAUAAUGCAAUCUCAAUCAAAACUGUUCGUCGGAUGCUUCGAUAGAACAGUCAAGAUAUUGGACUCAAACACUGGAACAUUGAUUGAUGUGGUAGCGUUGAUGAAUACAUUACCGUUAGGGAUUAAUUUUUUUGAAAUGGGCAAAAAUCAUUAUCUAAUCGUUGGAGGAUGGAAGAAAAUUGAAUUUUUUGUUAAACAAGUUGAUGUGUGCCAGGAAACAUGGAGUUGCUUGCAAAAUAAUGCUGGCCUGAUCCAUUCAUCUGGUUCUAAUACAUACGGCACCGUAUUUGAUCCUAUUUCUCGCUGCCUAAUUGUUCCAACACAAGACACAGUCCUUUGUUAUCGUCUAUUUGAAAGUACACAUCUGGAGUGGACAUUGAUUAACAAGGUUGAUGUUCACAAUUUUGCACGUCCUCAAGGCUUAUGUUUAAACGAUCGUAGUGGAGAAUUAUUGGUAUGUGAACGAGGUGCUAACAGAAUACGGAUUUAUCAGUAA